Molecule: messenger RNA, 3690 nt
Organism: Vitis vinifera (wine grape)
Lineage: Eukaryota; Viridiplantae; Streptophyta; Magnoliopsida; Vitales; Vitaceae
Exons: 8
Coding region: 224-3304 (1026 amino acids)
Source: RefSeq, a predicted model, not a curated record
UCGUUUUCAAUCACUCACUGAUAAAUGCUCACUCUCUCUCCCAAAUGCCAGCAAAAUAAAGGGGAAUACACACACCCACGAGAGAGAAAGGGUUCAAUCCGCCAUAUAACGUCGUUCUUCAUUGCUGUUCCAUGAUAUGUUUUGUUUGAUGAAUGAACUGUACUCUGGUGCCACAAGGUUCUAGACCUCAGUAUAGUGACAGGAAUUCUGCUUGAAAGCUUAAAUGUCUGGCAGUAAAGUGUUUUUAACAUACAAGAGAAAGCGAGCUUCAUCUAGUCUUAACCAUGGAAGUGGGUGUCCUAAUUCAGCUUCUGAAUGGCCAAUUGGUACUUGUUCAACUGGACCAAAAAAACAUAACGAACUGAGCAAUGAGUGCAUAUCAGAAAAUCAGAAAAUAGAUCCAGAGAUAUGGCUUGAAUGUGUUGUUUGUGGUGUUGGGGACAACACGCUGCAGUGUGAUAGCUGUCUUCAAUCAAAUCAUCUUCAAUGCCUUAAUUCCUCCCUCAAGCAUAUGCAACAUGGGAAAAGGUUGUGUUCCAGUUGCAUAAAAGAGCAUGAUUCUUCAACAUCACAGCUUGUCCAAGAAUCUGGUAGGAAUAAGGCUAAGAAACAGGUAGAAGGUUCUGAUACAAGAGAGGUGACAUGUGACUCUCAUAAAUUGGCUCUAAUAAGGAGUCCAGGCAAGGGUACCUCUAGAAAGGAUAUGGUAGAAUCAUUACCUACAGAUCUAUCUUUUGUUAAGAAGUUCAGUCACAUUCAGAGAGGCUCGUGUUCAUAUGUGAACUCUGGCUCUGCAUGCAAUGAUGGAUUUGCUGAAGGGAAUUUACUUUCUUGCUCUGUUGGGAUGAACUCUGAAAAGAAUUUGGAAACCCUUGGCUUAAAAUCCUCCUAUGGAAGGAAGUGCAGCUAUGGCUGUGCAGUCACAGCUGCAUCAAAAACAUUAAAUAUGGAAGGCUCUGAUUCACAAGCUAAAGAUAAGUCUAGUAAAGUAUUUGUUGAUUCACUUACACAAGCCAAGGUAACCACCCCAUUGCUUACUUUCAGUCGAAGAUCCAAAAGGAAAAGGGAUGUGGAUAGUACAAAUGCAGAAAGAAAGUUUCUGGUUGGGCAGAAAAGUUCAUUAAUUACCAAAUUGAAUGACUCUUCAUAUGGUAUUCCCUGUUUGUCUGAAGCAACUUCACAGAAAGGAUUUUCAGUAGCUCAUUCAGCAGAUUUGAAGCUACCAGGGGAGGGUCCCAACACCAAUAUGAAGCAUUUAUCUUGUCACACUCAUGACCAAGAUGAAGAAGAUGUUGAUUCAAAAAGUGCUCAUUCUGGAUUUGCUCCAGGAAUUGAGAUUGUGAAAUUUAAGGGAGAAGACUCAUCUAAUGGGGGAUGCACAUUUGGAGACACCUCACAUGUAACUGAACAAGUACUCGAUCAGAGCUCCAACCUUGCCAUGAAUUUCCAAGAGGAUCCCCUGAAAAAUUGUUUGGAAACCUCUUCAAAAGGUGCAGAUCAAGAUCCUGAUAGUGAGGCAACAGUUAAGGAUAAACAGCCAAUGUCACCUAUAGCUCAGGCUUCCAUUGGAGAAGAAUCUCAAAUGAAAGCAACAACAAAACCUGAUAAUAUUACAAGAGAUGGAGACUCCCUACUCUACUUGGAUCUAUCUGUUCCUCCUGACUCGUGUGGCACAAUGGACUGCAAUGUUACCUUGGAUUCAAGUCCCCAAAAACAACUUGUUCACGCUGCAUCAGACACUCUUCGGGGCUCCUUGGACUCGACAAGCAGAAGCCAUUCUACUGUUUUAGAGCAGGUUUCUCCUUCGGUUCAUGCAUUGGAUUUGUUGCAAACCAUAAAUGAGAAAGUUGGAGAAACUUCAUCCAUCCACCAUCUACAGGUUUUUGGAAAUACACAUACUUCCAUGGAAGAAGUUGGUGCCAACAGUAAAGAUUAUGGAAAAGGUUCUCCUCUGUUCCCCAUGGCCAUUAUGUCGAAGAAUAAAUGUCUCCAGUUGUUCUCGGAAGACAAAACCAUUGAUAUGGUUUGCAUGGCUAGUACACAGCUGGAGGAGACUGUCUAUCCAGGUUCCAGAGAAAGAACAAGUCUUCGGUUAGGAGGCGAUACUGUUCAAUCAAAACAGACUCCAACCAGAUCUCCACACUUUCUAGGUUUGUCUCUGCCAACAGAUCCUAAAAAUGCAGGACGAGACUCCAAGAGCUGCCCCGCCACAUUCCCAUUGCCAAAUUUAAGCAUUAAAACCAUGGAAAUGAUUCCAGAUGCAGCGGCCAAGUCUUCAACGAGUCAGAUGUCAUUGUUGAGGCACAGAUUGAUGCUUGAGAGCAUUGAAGCUAGAGCAAGAGCAUUGAAGGGCCGUGGCAGUUGUUCUGAUAAGUUUGAGCAGCAUACUACCCUGUGGCCAGAAGAGGAGUUGGAUUUUCUAUGGAUAGGUGUCAGGAGACAUGGAAGGGACAAUUGGGAUGCCAUGUUAAGGGACCCAAAAUUGCACUUCUCACCAUGGAGGGUGGCAAGCGACCUGGCUGAGCAGUGGGAAGUGGAACAGUCCAAACUUUUGAAUGGUAUGCUUGAAUCACAAGUAAAGCUCAGAAAACCACCAGAUGUUUCUUCAAACAGGAACAGCGGCUUCCUGCAUCCUAGAACAGGAAUCCACAGAGAGAAUUUAAUGGAUGAAACUCAACUAUCACUUGGAGAUUUGUAUGUCCAGAAGGAGGGUAAUGUCCCAAAGAGGUCACCAUUGAGCUCGGCCAAUAUUCAGAAAAAUGGAGCCAAACAGCUUCAGAGAUCUGGUAGAAACCCAAGGAGAAACCUUUUUUCAGAUUGUAAAGGGAAGUAUGAUAGGGGUUUGUUCAACCAUAUGGAAAGCAAAGCCAUGCUAAGAGACGAAUCUUUAUUGACUGAUGGCCCCUCAACUAGUUUUGCAGCAAAGGGCAACUUACCCCACUGGCUCAGAGAAGCGAUUACCACCCCUCCUCCAAGGCUGGCAGAGCCACCUCUGCCUACUGUUGGUUCAUCAGGAGCUCAUUCAGGGAUGUACCGAGUUACCCAAAAUUAUUCGAACCCUAUCGAGCUGCAUAGUGGGCCAAGGGGCAGAAUGAAUAGCAGGUUUGGUGAUUUAAGAAUGAAUGAUCUACAGCCAUCUAGUGAUGCCCAUUACACGAACUUCACAUCAGGAACAAGGCUUGGAACAGCUGAACCAAGCAGCAAGUGCUCAUGUGGAGGCAAUAAACCAGGCAACUUAAUCAUCAUCGAUAGUGAUGCAUCUUCUGAAGAGACGAUAUCUGAUGAUCAUAGUGCUAGGCCUUAGCUUUAAUGGAAGGGCUUCUGCAAUAAAAUUCUGGCAAAUAUGUAGAAAGGUAGGUAUAUUUACCUGCUGUACAGUUCUAUAGUUCUUUGUUAGAUGCAACUUUGGGAUGUUUCCAACUUUUGUUACUGUGCUUGGAGUCAUUCAUGUCGAUGGCGAUGUCAAACUGAAAUAUCUUGCAGUGUUAUGAAAGCGGAAUCCAUGGCCAACUCUAUGGAUUUUCCAUCAAACUUAGAGAUCUUAGUGACAAACUGAUAUUCUCGAGAAAGGCUGAAGCCUGGAGGUUCAUUAUCACCCUCCCUAUUAAUCUUCAAUUAUUCUUAAUACUAUCUGUACAUUUUAUCUUGCUUAUUGAUCUUGUACCAUGCUUUUUUGCAUGGAUUUCAAUC